Messenger RNA from Drosophila ananassae, 1916 nucleotides. RefSeq names its product integrator complex subunit 14 (gene IntS14). Gene Ontology annotation, biological process: snRNA 3'-end processing. The coding region runs from base 133 to 1893 and encodes 586 amino acids. The transcript is spliced from 2 exons. Lineage: Eukaryota; Metazoa; Arthropoda; Insecta; Diptera; Drosophilidae. Gene Ontology annotation, cellular component: integrator complex. The record is from RefSeq and is a predicted model, not a curated record.
UGCAACGUUUCGUGGUGACUGCCACUUCACCUGGAAUGAAAGAAGAAGACUUGUAAACAAAAGAAAACCUUCCGGAAUCCGGAUUGCGGAAAACAAAAUAAAUCUUCAAUCCGUUUUAUUUCUGAAAUUAAGAUGCCCACGCUUAUAGCCCUGGAUGCAUCGCUGUCGAUGCUGCGUCCAGUUCCAGGAAGAAAUGAUCACACCUACCUAUCGCUGGCCAUCAAGGGAAUCCAGCACUUGCUGGACAAUCUCACAGCCGCCGGAAAACUGGAGCACCUUGCUCUGCUUUCGUACACAACCACAGCGGAACUAAAGGUGGACUUUACCAGGGACUACGAUCAGAUCCGGCAGGCUGUCAAGAAGGUGGAGCCAGUGGACAAGGCCUGUCUGCUGACCAUGCUGAAAACCUCAGUUUCCAUAAUGGCCACUUGGGGCGGAGCCCCUAACAUUCUCCAGCUGGUUGUGUUCACUGACUGCGGCCUGGGUUUUGGAAGCACCUCGAUAUCUAGUUUCCUGGACACCACCCUCGCCGACAAGGAGGAGGAGCCGGAGUUCGCCUGGCUGACAACCUUGACCAACUAUAAUCUGAACUUCAUUUGUCUCGGUCUACAUGGGGAUCACUACUUCACCAGGGGAUUAGCGGUGUACCAGCAGCUGUUGGACAAAGCGGGUUUGAAGGGUCAGUUGUUUAUGCCCAAACCGACGAAAGCAGCUGAUACCACUGACGGAACAUCAAAUCCCAUUUCGAACUCCAGCCACAAGAGUGAACUGGGGCGGACCGUUGUCUUCGAGCUAGUUGAACGUUUGUGCGAAGCCAGCUACAAGUCCACCGAGGUGGUUCUCAAGUGCGGCAGCUAUUUCCGUAUGGAGGCGCCAGUGCUGCUCUGGCCACCCACGUCUCCUUACGAACAACCUUCUCCUGUUUUUGGGCGAGAUCCCACAAUUCGUCACAUCGACCAAAAGAUUGAGGUCUGCGGAUUUCUGGCUCUUUCUGACAUCGGAUCUCCAGCCACAUUGAGUCGUCAUUGGGUCUUGCCGAAGGUGGAGCGCGAAAAGAACGCAAGUCGUCGGUCUGGAGGAGGAGGUGUCACAACCAAGCCACCAAAGCUAACUUUGGACGCAAACAAUCCCAACUUUGAGCUGGAAAAGUUGGAAAACGAUAUACGUGACUUUUACGCCAAGGAUCCAAAGGACACGGAAGAAAGUGGCGAUGACGCUGAUGUCACCAUUGUAAUGAAACAUUCUUCUGGUCCUCCGACCGAGCAGCAAAAGGAAAACAUCUGCGUGUUGCUUCAUGGGGCUCUUAAACUGGAAAACAUGGCCGCGUUGGUGCUAGUGGGUGAAAAGUGGUAUGGAUUCAUCUAUGCCUAUACUGACAACAAAAAGAAGUCAAAUCUUAUGCUGAACGUACUUCCACCCGGAACAAAUGUCAUACCGUGGAUCGGAGAUCUGGAACUACUCGGGUUCGCCGAGGACCUAGCGCCAGGAGAGACAGCCAGUUUUCCAGUGCGAGCCGAUCGCCGGUCAUAUUCCCAGAGUAGUGUUGUUUGGAUCCGGCAAGCUAGCCUACAGUCGGAUGUCCAGAAGGUUCUACGGCAUGCCAAAAAGAUGCCCGACAAGACACAGCACUUCUACAAGGAGCUUAAUCGCAUCAGGCGAGCUGCACUCGCCCUGGGAUUCGUCGAAUUGUUGGAAGCACUGGCCAUGCUGCUGGAGAAGGAGUGUGCUCAUCUCACUAUGAAUGGGGCUAGUAGUGAGUGCACCUUGCAGCUGCAACAUGCUGCUACAGAGCUUCGGAAAACUUCGAAUAGAGACAUAAAGUCCACGAUUGUUCCAUUACAGAAGGGAGCACCCGAAGCGGGAAGCGCCCCUGCCCCCGGAUAUAUGUAUUAAAUAAACUAAAGUUUUAUUUUAAA